This is a messenger RNA of Hibiscus syriacus, 1701 nucleotides long. Its product is annotated as putative nuclear RNA export factor SDE5. The coding region runs from base 105 to 1649 and encodes 514 amino acids. The transcript has 12 exons. NCBI's taxonomy places the organism in Eukaryota, Viridiplantae, Streptophyta, Magnoliopsida, Malvales, Malvaceae. The record is from RefSeq and is a predicted model, not a curated record.
AAUAUUUUGAUUUCUUUUUCCUAUAUUCACCAAACUUUACAAAAAACUCUCAACUUUCCCCUCCUCCAGGUCCCUCGCUGAAAACACUUUGCUUGAUAUUUAAAAUGGAGGUGUCUGGUUCAAGUGAAUUGCGAUAUGACGAGGAGCACGCGUUGAACACUUUGCUUGAUGCCUUUGGAUCUGUAUUUUCUCUUAAAGAUAUUGCUUCUGCCUACUGUGAGGCGAACCGGAAUGUGGAUGUAGCUGGUGAAAUUCUGUUUAAAAUGCAGGAGAACCCCUCUUUUGUUGAUACUAGUGCAUCUAAUGGCAAGGCAAAAAGUGGUGAAGCUAAGCAAAUAUGGCGACAAGUUUCAUCUGCUAGUAAUUCAUCUAACGAUGAGCUGAAAAAGGAUGAGCUUUUUGAAUCAUCAAGUAGUAACAGUUUGCAGAAUUCUUUUCGAGCAAUUGGGGAUUUCAGAACUCAAAAACAAAAAUGGAGACCAGUUUCAGGAGGGACUGUUUCUAGCAUGCUAGGAAAGGGGUAUAUGAAGCCUGCCCCUUCGGCUAAUAGUUCCAAUCCACGAACUAAACCCUUGAAGGUGGACUCAAAGGAGUGGCCAAUGUCUGUACUUUGGGGAGAAGAAUGCAAAUCCAGUUCUUUGAAGGAGAACCGUUUGCAUAAGGAUAUGGAAGAUUUUCUUUUCAAAAUGCUUGGACUGGGAUUUCAACUGGAGAGGAAUGUGAUUAGAGAAGUUCUCGAUAACUGUGGAUAUGACAUGCAAAAGAGCAUGGAGAAGCUCCUUGACCGGUCAGCUGCAGGUUUGGACGAAGGAAGCAAAUUUCUUGGUGAAUCCAAUAAAAAGACUAAUGAUAUGCAACCAAGAGCGGAGGAGCUUUCACAUGAAAAGAACAAAGUCUUGAAUGCAAAUGGAGGAGCAAGGCAAUCGAAGGACAGAAACGAGAUCCAAAAGGAAGUUUUGACUGCUUUGUUUAAUAAUGGUCUCGAGAGAUUUGAUGAAUCACCUCCGAGAAGAACGAGGUCAGCAAAAAGGUCUAUCGCAUUAGGAGAACUUGUGGAAGGACCCCUGCUUGAUUCUGUUGUUAAGGAGAAGGUCGAUUCAGUUGGCUCAGAUAAAAAAGAUGACGAAGAGGAAGAGGAAGAUAGUUUCCAGGUUCUUCGAAGAGCCGUGGAGGAAUAUAGGGGCACAAUGAAGGAAUAUUAUAAAGCUGCUAUUGAAGCUUUUGCUAAAGGGGAUCAAGGUCUAGCAAACAGAUUUCUGGAACAGGGACAAUUUUAUCGUGAAAAGGCUCGCCAAGCAGAUGAAGAAUCUAAUCAAAAGAUUUUUGACACUCGGAACACGACGGAUACAGAAGAUGAAGAUGAAAUGUCGCUCGACUUGCACGAUCAUGGAGCCAAGGAAGCAAUACGUCUUUUGAAGUGCCAUCUAUCUUCACUCGCAGGCAUCCCAUCAUUCAAGUACUUAAAAAUCAUCGUCGACAAAAAUGAAGACGACUCAUUGAAGGGCAGCCGUCGAAGACUGGUUAUGAGGCUAUUGGAGAAGGAAUCAAUCACUUGGACUGAAGGAGAGACAUUUGGUAUAAUCAGGAUCCAAUUGGAUAAUAUAAACCCCAAAAAUUUGAGUUUUGCCAAGAAAAACCCAUCUCUUUGAUCGUUAAAGGCCAGUUGUUUGAAAAUCACAGCCCAAGGACAGAGAGUUUCCU